AUGGAGUCUGUUUGGAAUUAUUAUUACAGUGUGACGAAGAGAAUGCUAUUAUUGGCUGGUCAGUGGCCCUAUCAGAGAAGAAAAGACAAAUUGCUCCGUGUGACUGUGAUAACUAUGAGUUUGAUUUCCUUUAUAAUUCCACAGAUUGGCAAGUUCAUUCUGUGCGACAGAGAUGUGCAAUGUAUUUUAGUGGUUACAUCGCCGCAUCUACUUACACUUAUGAUUUUGAUAAAACUAUAUGCAUGCCAAUUUAACAGUAGCAAAAUUAAAGAUCUCACUGAUCAGCUGCAUAACGACUGGAAAAAUUUGGAAAUUCCAGAAGAAUACGAAAUUAUGAAAACUUAUGCUGCAAAAGCAAGACAGUUUUCUUUGAUAUAUACGUUGUAUUAUUUGCCAGCUCCUGUUCUAUUUGUAUUAAUUAGCCUCACACCGCAAAUAUUAGAUAUCGUUUUGCCGCUCAACGAAUCUCGUCCUAUAAUAUUGCCGCACGAAAGCCACUACUUUGUUCGCGAUGACGCGGAAUACUUUAUUUAUAUUUUUUUCCACUCUCUUGUGGUUGUAAUGAUAAUUUCUAUAGCAGUACUCGCACACGAUUGUCUGAUCUUCACUUAUAUUGAGCAUGUUUGCAGCGUUUUCGCAAUAGCUGGAUUUCGUUUUGAGAACUUGGCGUGUAAUGAGAAUAUUGAUAUGUCAAAUAAUAAUCCAGAUCACAUUUACAAUAAAAAAAUAGCAUUGUCCAUUGACGCACAUUGGCGAGCCUUACAAUUUGCGGAGCUUCUUGCAGAUACCUUCUCUAUAAGUUUCAUCAUACAAAUAUUGAUGAAUACCAUAGUGAUGAGCGUUACUUUAUUAAAAAUCGCAACACAAUUAGACGACAUUACGGAAGCAGUGAGAUAUGGAUUAUUAAUUAUUGCUCAAUUGAUUCAUUUAUUCUGCUUCAGUCUGCAAGGACAAAAAUUACUAGAUCAUAGUCUACAAAUACGUGACAAGAUAUAUAACGGCUCGUGGUACAAAAUACCUGUGAAAUCGCAAAGGAUGCUUAUACAAGUGAUGAGAAAGAGUUUGCAACCAAAUUUUUUGACCGCCGGCAAGAUUUAUAUUUUUUCCCUCAAAAGCUUCACUACGGUAUUACAGACUUCGAUGUCGUAUUUUACCGUUCUCGCAUCUAUCGACUAAUCAAUUGAUAAUAGCUUCUGGGUAGUAUUCUGUAUAAACCUAAUAAUGUCAUGACAAAG
Messenger RNA from Cataglyphis hispanica, 1235 nucleotides. RefSeq names its product odorant receptor 4-like. Gene Ontology annotation, cellular component: plasma membrane. The record is from RefSeq and is a predicted model, not a curated record. Lineage: Eukaryota; Metazoa; Arthropoda; Insecta; Hymenoptera; Formicidae. Gene Ontology annotation, molecular function: odorant binding; olfactory receptor activity. The transcript has 9 exons. Bases 1 to 1176 code for a protein of 391 amino acids. Gene Ontology annotation, biological process: sensory perception of smell; detection of chemical stimulus involved in sensory perception of smell.